AUGAAAUUAUCGAUUGUCGGUUUAUUGGCCGCGAUUUCGGUAUCAGAGGCUGUUCAUGUUCCCUUCUUUGACUCGGCAGCUGCGGCAGCUCGUCAACAAGUUAAAUUGGGUUUUGACUUCGAUCGGGUCACUGAAGGGUAUCAGAACUUGAUUGAUAAAAUCGACUCCAGUACUUCUUCAGUUGUGGAAACCAUUGCCAAAUACAUGGAAGAGCCCGUGUCUGGCGUCACCAGCGAUACCAAGAAAUUGUGGUCGGAAAUGAUGUUGCAAUUUCCAGAGGCAGUUGCAAAGUUGAACUUCAAGUCGCUUCCCAAGAAGUCCACUCCUCAGCAAUUCGACUUCCAUGUCACGGAUGCCAAGGUGCCCAACCACCGUUUGAGAGUGAAGUCGACUCCGGAAGAUUUGGGCGUUGAUACCGUGAAACAAUACACUGGUUACUUGGACGUGGACGAUGAAGAUAAGCACUUUUUCUACUGGUUUUUCGAGUCACGCAAUGACCCCAAAAACGACCCGGUUAUCUUGUGGUUGAACGGUGGUCCAGGUUGCUCUUCUCUUACUGGAUUGUUCUUCGAGUUGGGUUCUUCGUCUGUGGGUCCUGGCUUGAAACCAAUCUACAACCCUCACUCUUGGAACAGCAAUGCUUCGGUCAUCUUCCUUGACCAGCCCGUCAAUGUCGGCUACUCGUACUCGUCAGCUCUGGUCUCCGACACCAUUGCUGCCGGUAAGGAUGUGUACGCAUUCUUGGAAUUGUUCUACAAACAAUUCCCCGACUAUUUGAACCUUCCCUUCCACAUUGCUGGUGAGUCUUACGCCGGCCACUAUAUCCCUGCGUUUGCAUCCGAGAUCUUGUCGCACGAAGACCGUAGCUUCAACUUGACUUCGGUCUUGAUUGGAAACGGCUUGACCGAUCCUUUGACCCAAUACGAAUACUACGAGCCAAUGGCUUGUGGACAGGGUGGCGAGCCUUCCGUGUUGGAACCAGAAGAGUGCGAGGCCAUGUCCAAUGCGGUGCCUAGAUGUCAGAGCUUGAUCCAAUCAUGUUACGACUCUAGUUCCGUGUGGCUGUGUGUUCCCGCUACCAUCUACUGUAACAACGCCGAAAUGGGACCUUACCAACGUUCCGGUCGUAACGUGUACGAUAUCCGGACCAUGUGCGAGGGCGGCAACUUGUGCUACCCAGCUUUGGAGGAUAUUGAAAAGUACUUGAAUUUGGAUGAGGUGAAAAAAGCCGUGGGUGCCGAGGUCGACACCUAUCAAUCGUGCAACUUUGAUGUCAACAGAAACUUCCAAUUUGCUGGCGACUGGAUGAAGCCACACUACAAGGCUGUGGUUGACCUUUUGGAGGCAGACUUGCCGGUGUUGAUCUACGCUGGUGACAAGGACUUUAUUUGCAACUGGUUGGGUAACGAGGCAUGGACUAAAAGAUUAGAAUGGUCCGGAAAGGACAAGUUCUCCUCUGCUCCAAUGGAACCUUGGACUGUAGGAAAAAAGCAAGUUGGUGAGGUGAGAAACCACAAACACUUUACCUUCUUGCGUGUCUACGGAGGAGGUCACAUGGUUCCAUAUGACCAGCCAGAGAGCUCGUUGGCCAUGGUCAACGAAUGGAUCGGAGGAAACUACAAGUUCUAG
Meyerozyma guilliermondii ATCC 6260 is the source of this 1629-nucleotide messenger RNA. It is a transcript of the gene CPY1, whose product is annotated as carboxypeptidase C. Gene Ontology annotation, cellular component: fungal-type vacuole. The coding region runs from base 1 to 1629 and encodes 542 amino acids. The transcript has a single exon. Lineage: Eukaryota; Fungi; Ascomycota; Pichiomycetes; Serinales; Debaryomycetaceae. Gene Ontology annotation, molecular function: serine-type carboxypeptidase activity. The record is from RefSeq and is a predicted model, not a curated record. Gene Ontology annotation, biological process: proteolysis.